GAUACGUCCCACUUUGGUUUUCGGUUUUUGACUGCUCUACUUACCUCACACUCUCCCUCGUCGUUCGACCACUCCUCACUCCUAUUCUCUCUCUCGCCUUCGUCGGCACCUCUCCCUCUCUUGUCACAUCCGUCGGUGCAUAUACCCUCCACGCAGCACCAACCGAUCCUGUUUCCUGCACUUGCUUUUCCCUUUCCGCUCUUGCACACAUCGCAUAUACGUCGCGUGGACAAACACACGGCAUCCAAUACCCGCAUCUCUCGCGCUUGCACCCUCGUCCCCCUCAAAUCGCACAAGGGUCGUUAUCCUCGUAGAGCCCGGAGCCCAGCAGUCAGUCGAAGAACCCGACGACUGCACCCAACUGCCCAUACGCCAAAAGGCACUUGUGUCGCCGCACCGCCCCUUCUCGGUCGCAGCAUCCAGCCAGCUAACUCAAGUCAUUCAUUGCACCACCGUAUACCAUAUCGCGCUCUCGAUCGAAGAGAUAGAGGGGCAGUUCGAGCACAUCAGAGCUUGAUAUUGUCAAGAUAUUCCAGAGUGGAGCUUACUCGUGUUUGCUCGUCGUUCCCCGCACUCUACAAGUCCAUAUUCGCACCCUAUCGGCAUAUCGCGACGUGGUUCCGGCUCACUCUUAACUGAUUGCACGCCGGUCCGCAUUCCAGUAACCCCUACAACGAUAUUGCCCACCAUACGUACUUGCUAAUCCAAUCCGCCUCUCAUUACCCAAUACCACAACGUGUUCGAGGUCCAUUGCGGCAUAGACCAUCCGACGAGCAAAGAACUAGGGAGAAUUAAAAGGCUAGCACGGGGUGCUUCAUAUUUGUCCGCUCCCCUUCACCCAAUACUUCUCUGCCGCUUCCUCCAUCGUCUCUCCCUCUCCUUCCCCCGAACCCGCUGCCGUCCCCGACACAAACGCAGAUACCGACCUCGACAUGAAGACCCGCUCCAACCCAGGUCAGGGCCCUCUCAAGUCCAAUCGCGUCCACGCAUACGUUCGUCAGGCGAAGAAAACCCAUGCCGUCUCCCACCAGUCUCUCGCUCCUAGUGGCAGCAGGGCAGGGAUGUCCCCCGGUCUCGCCGCCACCAUCGCUAAACUUCGUUACUCCCCACCGGCUGCCAUCAUGGUUGAGAUCAACAAGCAGAAGAAGCAAAAGCAACUCAUGACCCGCGACGCGAUGUUACUGCAGGAAGAGGAGUAUGCAGAGGAAGUCCUUGAGUACUGGCGCGAGCGUGAGGCCAAUACGCACCCCGAGGUUCCGAACAUGGACAUGCAGCCUGAGCUUGGCUGGGAGAUCCGCCCGUGCCUCACCGACUUCCUCAUUGAAGUCCACCUCAUGAACCGCAUGCGCCCCGAAACACUCUACCUGGCUAUCAACAUCGUCGACCGUUAUAUAUCAAAGCGCGUAGUAUUGAAGAAGCACUACCAACUCAUCGGCUGUGCUGCCCUCUGGAUCGCCGCGAAGUACGAGGAUGAAAAGUCACGUAUCCCAAGCCUGGCCGAGUUCGUCGAUCACUGCCACAACCAACACGACCAGUCUGCUUUCGUCCAGAUGGAGCGCCAUGUCCUUGCAACGAUUGGUUGGGACAUCGGUCACCCGACUGCUGAAAGUUGGUUGCGCGUGAAGUGCAGCGGCGAGUCGUAUGAGACUCCGCGUACACAACACGUUACUCGCUUUCUGAUGGAGCUCACCCUGUUCAAGAGGGAGUUCGUACACCUGCGGCCCAGCCAGAUUGCCCACGGCUCUCUGUGCUUGGCAAAAUACAUCUUGGGAGAGUCGCGCCUUUCGAGAAGCGAGGACACGACCGAGUCGCGCGAGGUUUCGGAAGCGCUCGAUGAGCUGUGCUCGGAGGGGGUCCAGCGCCUGUCCGAGACUGUCUGCAAGAAAUAUCAACCCCACUACUAUUCCGGCGCGUCGCGUAUUAUAAGCGAGUGGUAUGCAAGGGGAAACCGCUACCACUACUCCCCCUUCCCCGAAUGGAACAUCGACUUGCCAUCUUCCUCAGAGGCAUACAAGACGUUCUAUGACUCUUCUCUCUCCCGCUCGGGGUCCAGUAUGGACUCAAUCUCCUCUACCUUGUCUGCGAGUGGCUCCAGCGAUGCUGGCGAUAGCAUGCCGGCAACGCCGAUCACUCCCAUCUACCCCAGCGCAGAAUCCUAUGUCAGUGCCAGUGGAAAGGAGAACCAAGCCCAGGGCAUGCUGUUUGGCAUCACCCCAGAGAUGGCUAUGCGCGCCAAGGACGAACCAAUAGCAAAGUCCGACGAGGUCCUGGUGCCCAUUAACCAUAACAACAAAGUCUACUCAAUGCGCAGCUCGUUCAUCGUGCCUCAACCAUCCGCCGGUGGCUCUCAUGCUGUUCAGUAUGAUUUCAGUGUCGUAUGAGCGCUCACGUUCCGUCGCCGUUCGCCACUGUAUCCAUGCAUAUUGUCUUCAUAGCGCCUCUCCCGUCAUGGUCUCCUCCCUAACGCCUUCCUCUCUUCAUGACGUCUUUGACUCGCUGUGCAUAGCCUCUGCCUGCCUUCCCCUUUCCUUGCCAUCUUCCUCUUCAUCGCAACUGGUCAACAAAAUGUAUCAACUACACUUUUUCAGCAAAAAUCCAAACAAAUCUUCUCGCUCUCUGCAACCCUUUCUCCAAUUCCCUGCAUUCAACGCUCGAUUCCAGCAAAUUCUCUUACCUCUACUCACACACACGGCACACACACAUCGCUCUGUGAUAUUAUCGUACAAGCCUUUCUCGCCUCGGUCGUCGUUAUCAACCUCGAUCUACCGAUCUCGGAUCGACUUGUGUGCAUGCCUUGAGCUGCCUAUGGCGCUUAGCCUCGAUCGGAUCGAAAUGGUCGACUCGGAAGGCUUUACUUUACUUCGUAUUUCAGCGGCAUUCUUUUUUUGACAUCCACAGCGGUAUUUCGGCCGGCGCCCCUCCAUAUCCAGCAGCAAGCAGUACCAAAAGCAAUCCAAACAAGGGGUCGCGCAUCGACAUUCCCUUCGCUCAUUCGUCAUUCCCGUCGUUCGUCGGACGCCACCCAUGCACCCACCAAGAUCGGUCUUACUUAUUUCAUCUUUUGUGGUGAUUAUUUCGGUUAUACGGCUCUGCCCGUUCUUCCUCCUGUGCCGCUUGUUGGGCCGACGACGACAGCUUCGCAAUCAAACCAAUCCUGUUACUAUUACUAGGCACGUUACUUACUCUUACCUACUUUCAACUACCCUAGCUGUUACUCGUACACCUCGUACUUGCCUGUCCAAUCGUUACUCCCCAUCAACAGAAUGACA
This is a messenger RNA of Dacryopinax primogenitus, 3269 nucleotides long. RefSeq lists its product as uncharacterized. Gene Ontology annotation, cellular component: centrosome; cyclin-dependent protein kinase holoenzyme complex; cytoplasm. Bases 933 to 2381 code for a protein of 482 amino acids. Gene Ontology annotation, biological process: regulation of cyclin-dependent protein serine/threonine kinase activity; mitotic cell cycle phase transition. Gene Ontology annotation, molecular function: cyclin-dependent protein serine/threonine kinase regulator activity. The record is from RefSeq and is a predicted model, not a curated record. NCBI's taxonomy places the organism in Eukaryota, Fungi, Basidiomycota, Dacrymycetes, Dacrymycetales, Dacrymycetaceae. The transcript has 7 exons.